This is a messenger RNA of Phycodurus eques (leafy seadragon), 2520 nucleotides long. RefSeq names its product coronin-1C-A-like. Gene Ontology annotation, biological process: actin filament organization; cell migration. NCBI's taxonomy places the organism in Eukaryota, Metazoa, Chordata, Actinopteri, Syngnathiformes, Syngnathidae. The coding region runs from base 376 to 1818 and encodes 480 amino acids. Gene Ontology annotation, molecular function: actin filament binding. The record is from RefSeq and is a predicted model, not a curated record. The transcript has 11 exons.
UCGCCAAACCCCAUUGAAUGUAAUAACGGCGCUUUUAAGGGGGAAGAAGAACAAGCGAUUGUUAACCGCAGGUGAUGAGAGCAAAGGGGAUGCGCAGUUCCGCAGCCGGCAUCUUGACAAAGGGGAGAAUUUGAAGACAUAUAUCAGGCUUUUUGUUGUGUCCGUGUGUGUGCGUGUGCGCGCGCGUGUGCGUGUGUGUGUGCGUGUGUGUGUGUGUGUGUGUGUGUGUGUGUGUGUGUGUGUGUGUGUGUGUGUGUGUGGAGACAAGGGAUACUGGAGGAACGUCCUGCAGGAUAAGGGCGCGCCUAAAAACCCAACACAUUCAUGUGUCGUGAUUGAUUGUCCUCGGGAAAGAACUGCAUCAAUUUUGGAGACAUGUUACGGCGAGUUGUGCGACAGAGCAAGUUCCGCCACGUCUUCGGCCAGGCGGUGAGGAACGACCAGUGCUACGACGACAUCCGCGUCUCCCGGGUCACAUGGGACAGCUCCUUCUGCGCCGUCAACCCCAAGUUCGUCGCCAUCAUCAUCGAGGCCAGCGGCGGCGGAGCCUUCCUGGUCCUGCCUUUGCACAAGACGGGCCGUAUCGACAAGGUGUUCCCAACGGUGUGCGGUCACACGGGUCCCGUGCUGGACAUCGACUGGUGUCCUCACAAUGACCUCGUCAUUGCCAGCGGCUCCGAGGACUGCACCGUUAUGGUUUGGCAGGUCCCAGAGAAUGGCCUGGAGUCUCCCCUCUCGGAGGCGGUGGUGGUUCUGGAGGGCCACUCCAAGAGGGUGGGCAUCGUGUCCUGGCACCCCACCGCUCGCAACGUUCUCCUCAGUGCUGGGUGCGAUAACCAGGUGAUCAUCUGGAACGUGGGCACGGGCGAAGCGGUGAUCAACCUGGACGACAUGCAUCCCGACGUGAUCUUUAGCGUUAGCUGGAGCCGCAACGGCAGCCUCCUGUGCACCGCCUGCAAGGACAAAAAGGUCCGCGUGGUGGACCCCCGGAAAAAGAAGAUCGUGGCGGAGAAGGACAAAGCCCACGAGGGAGCUCGGCCAAUGAGAGCGAUCUUCCUCGCGGAUGGAAAGAUCUUCACCACCGGAUUCAGCCGCAUGAGCGAGCGCCAGCUAGCGCUAUGGAAAACCGACAACAUGGAGGAGCCCAUUUGCGUUCAAGAGAUGGACUCCAGCAACGGAGUCCUGCUCCCCUUCUUCGACCCCGACACCAACAUAGUGUACCUGUGUGGAAAGGGCGACAGCAGCAUUCGGUACUUUGAGAUCACGGACGAGGCGCCGUACGUGCACUACCUCAACACCUUCUCCACCAAGGAGCCGCAGAGGGGCAUGGGCUACAUGCCCAAGCGCGGACUCGAUGUCAACAAAUGUGAAAUUGCCAGGUUCUACAAAUUACAGGAGAGAAAAUGUGAGCCAAUCAUCAUGACGGUGCCCCGAAAGUCGGACCUGUUCCAGGACGACCUGUACCCGGACACGGCCGGUGCCGACCCCGCCCUGGAGGCGGAGGAGUGGUUCGCCGGCAAGAACGGCGGCCCGGUCCUCAUCUCGCUCAAGGACGGCUACGUGCCCACCAAGAGCCGAGACCUCAAAGUGGUCAAAGCCAACGUCCUGGAGGGCAAAGCUGCCGCCAAGGCCGCCGAAAACGCCGCCAACGUCCACAAGAACGUUUCGUCUCACGCUCCUGCGCAGCCGGCGACACAAAAGAUGGAGGAUAAACUGGAAGAGGUGCUCCGAGAGUUCAAGUGUCUGCGAGACCGCGUCAUCCUUCAGGACCGGCGUAUCGCCAGACUGGAAGAGCAGGUCGCCAAGGUUGCCAUGUAAGUCCCCCCCCCCCCCCCCAGUUCAAAAACACCAACCCUCCUCCCUCGCCCUCCCCCUCCUCCUCUCCCUCGCUGGACCCAAUUUGGUGCCGCCAGGCCAACAUUCCAAAAUGAACUUUUUCCUCCCUUUCCCACACGUUCCCCCCGUUUCUUCUCUCCACACUCAAGACACGCAGACGGAAAAGAAACAGUCUUACGUUGUUUUUUUUUUUUUUUGUUUUUUUUUUUUACAUCAUGUGACGCUUGUGUUCUCAAAGUGUAGCAUCAGUAUGUCUCGUCAUCUUCUGUGUUGCCAAAUAUUACAUUACGAGUUAUUUGUGUGCAGUUUCAUGCGCAACUUUUGCAUUUUCUGUCCCGUUGUACGUACAUUCCAGGUCGAAUUGUUUUUUUGUUUUUUUUUAAGCCCCCAGCCCCAAUCCAGCCCUCGCCCACCAUUUUGUCCAUCAAUGAAUGUGGAAGAACUCCUUGAAAUAUGUAACAAAUGUGAUUUGGGGGGUUUUCGCCAGGUGGGCAGCGGGCUUGCAUAUCCCGUGUAAAAUGUUGUGCAAAUUGUAGUGGUGCCUCUUGUCACUGUGGAGGGUUUUUGAAGUACAAAAAAAAAAAAAAAAAGACGCCACCCUGUCAAGUGAGUUUUGGGUGUUGGGAAGAGGGACCACUCACACCCAGCUUGUGUUUCACACCUCCAUCGCUGACGAUAAGUUCU